CCCGGGGCCCAGCGUGCGGCGCAGUGUGCCGGCAUGGCCGCACGCCUCUUGCUGCUGGCGCUGAGGGACCCCGGGCCCGGCCGCCUCCUGCUGAGGGCCGCCCCUUGCUCGCCGCAGCUCCCCGGCCGCUCGGUGCGAAGAACCUCGCGAGGGGGCUACCCCCUUCAGACGUCUCCCCGCCUGAGCCCGUGGCCCCGAGAUACUGUUCCGAGGCCACGCAGGCGCGGGUCCACGGCGGUGCCGGCCAGCGAGUCCGAGGAAGACUUCUUUCUCCGAUGGUUCCUCCUCCUCAUUCCCGUGACCACCUUCGGCUUGGGCACGUGGCAGGUUCAGCGACGGAAAUGGAAACUGAAGCUGAUUGCCGAGUUGGAAUCGCGGGUCACCGCUGAGCCCAUUCCUCUGCCUGCUGACCCCCUGGAGUUGAAAGACUUGGAGUACCGCCCCGUCAAGGUCAGGGGGCGUUUCGACCACUCCAGGGAACUGUACAUCCUGCCCCGGACGAUGGUGGACCCCGAGCGGGAGGCCCGGGAUGCCGGACGGAUAUCUUCCAGCGGGGAGAGCGGCGCCAACGUCGUCACUCCCUUCCGCUGCUCGGACCUGGGAGUCACAAUCCUGGUGAAUAGAGGAUUUGUUCCCAGGAAGAGAGUGAAUCCAGACACCAGGCUCAAGGGCCAGAUCCAAGAGGAAGUCGAGCUGGUGGGGGUGGUGAGGCUGACGGAAACCCGCAGGCCUUUCGUCCCCGAGAACAGCCCCGACCUGAACCGCUGGCACUACCGCGACCUGCGGGCCAUGGCGAGGGUCACGGGGGCCGAGCCCAUCUUCCUCGACGCCGUCCUCGCCAGCACGGUCCCAGGAGGGCCCGUCGGCGGCCAGACCAGGGUGACGUUGAGGAACGAGCACCUGCAGUACAUCGUGACCUGGUACGGACUGUGCGCGGCCACCUCCUACCUCUGGUUCAGGAAGUUUGUACAACGGCUCCCCUUUUAAAGAAAACCCAGCCGGCCCCCCAUUAAACUCGGUUUUGUAAAGCAACCCUA
Molecule: messenger RNA, 1037 nt
Organism: Ornithorhynchus anatinus (platypus)
Lineage: Eukaryota; Metazoa; Chordata; Mammalia; Monotremata; Ornithorhynchidae
Product: surfeit locus protein 1
Exons: 9
Coding region: 34-987 (317 amino acids)
Biological process (GO): mitochondrial respiratory chain complex IV assembly
Cellular component (GO): membrane; mitochondrion
Source: RefSeq, a predicted model, not a curated record